This is a messenger RNA of Oreochromis aureus, 3621 nucleotides long. It is a transcript of the gene tmbim1a, whose product is annotated as transmembrane BAX inhibitor motif containing 1a. Bases 415 to 1425 code for a protein of 336 amino acids. Gene Ontology annotation, biological process: negative regulation of apoptotic signaling pathway. NCBI's taxonomy places the organism in Eukaryota, Metazoa, Chordata, Actinopteri, Cichliformes, Cichlidae. Gene Ontology annotation, cellular component: endoplasmic reticulum; membrane; Golgi apparatus. The record is from RefSeq and is a predicted model, not a curated record. The transcript has 12 exons.
UAUCAGGUGAAAGGAGACAAAAUGCAAAGUGUGGAAGACUCGCGCGCCAGUAGCAGAGGGCACUUUAGGAGCGCGCGUGCAUUCAGUAAUGUGACACCGCCAGUGCUGAAAAUGAGUCAGCGCCUUUCAGGCCUCGCUGUCUGCGGUGUGGGUGUGUGUGUGAGAGAGAUUCCUCCGGACCCCACCCUUCUUCCACAGUUCCAGGAAAAAAAAAAAAAAAAAAAAAAAACUUUUCACAGCUGCCCACUUCUGCCUUCUCUGAAUAACAACAGCGGGAACAUAAGACACACACUAAAACUUGGAGCACAGUAUUAAAGAGUUUAAGGCUUUGUGAGUGACAGCGGGAGGAUAUCGCUCUUCUUCUCUCUGGGACUGAGAACCACCGACGAGGUUGACGUCUCGUAAUUUGGCAUCAUGUCACACUACCCUCCAGGGUACGACGAAUCUCAUGGCCCUCUGUAUGGACCUCAGGGUGGGAACUACCCACCACCCCCUCCGUAUGGAUUCCCGUCAUAUGGUAGUUCACAGCCAGGCUAUCCCUCUGCUCCAUACCCUCCUGGUCCAAAUGCCCCUCUGUACCCAGGCCAGCCAGCUGGCUACCCUCCAGGCCCUUAUCCAGGGCAGCCUCAGCCUGCUGGACAUCCAGGAUCUGGCUACCCCAAUCCUCCUCCCAUGCCUCCUGUCGUUCCACCUACAAUACCGUCAGAUGUCCUGAGCUCUGGUGAUGAGUUUGCGGCAAGUGGCAGCGGUUGGGACAGUCUGAGCAUUCGGCAUACCUUCAUCAGAAAGGUGUAUUUGAUCUUGGCGUGUCAGCUCCUGGUCACCACAGCCAUUGUGGCCAUAUUCACGUUUGUCCAACCUGUCAAAUCUUUUGUAAGGAAAACCCCAGCUGUGUACUGGGCAUCAUAUGCAGUGUAUUUCAUCACCCACAUCGUGCUGGUCUGCUGCAAAGGCCCCCGGAGGAAGUUCCCAUGGAACAUGAUUCUGCUCGGCCUCUUUACUCUGUCUUUGUCGUAUAUGACUGGAACCAUAUCCAGUUACUAUGACACAAAAGCAGUGUUUCUUGCGCUGGGAAUCACAGCUGUCGUCUGCAUCGCCGUCACAGUGUUCUGCUUCCAGACGAAGGUCGACUUCACCAAGUGCCAGGGUCUUUUCUGCGUCCUCGGCAUUGUCGUGUUCGUGACUGGCAUCAUUACAGCCAUUGUGCUGUCCUUCAAAUACAUAUUUUGGCUUCACAUGCUUUAUGCAGCUAUAGGAGCGAUAGUUUUCACUCUGUUCCUGGCAUAUCACACUCAGCUACUGAUUGGAAACAGAAAGCACUCCAUUAGUCCAGAGGAGUACGUGUUCGCCGCACUCUCCAUCUACGUCGAUAUAAUCCAGAUCUUCCUUUUCCUUUUGCAAAUUAUUGGUGCUUCCACCAAAUAAAAAUCCAGGGGCACAAUGUUGGUUGGGUACCGAGAAGCCUCAACCAGUAAAACCAUUCCAUGCUUUUGAGAAGCUUUUACUUUUUCAAUAGACAUGAGAACAGAUUUUUAAAACCACGGCGCUCUUCAGGGAAAAUGUCUAAGGGCUGAAUAGGAGAUUUUACAUAGUAGAUUAAACCUAAACUGCUGCUCAAAUGUUUGGGGUCACGCUGAUACACUCUUUUUAUUGAAAUUAUGUGAGAUUAUGUAAAUUUAUGGUUUGUUUGUUUUUUUAUAAGAACACAGGGGUCUAUUUUCAGCAUCAUCCCUCCUGUAUUCCUGAAGUGUCUUGUGUUACUUAAUGCGGGUUUAUCAUGUGACCAGGCUUAUUGAUCCAUAGGGAAAAAACAUCCAAACACAGCUGAAAGCUGAUAAAAGGAGCGGUCUAGUAUAGUCAAGAAAUUGUCAAAAAAAACAAAAAAGCUUUUUUCUAAACUGAGUGUUUCAAAUGUUUGAAGGGUGUUAUAGGCAAGAAAUUAAUACUUAGGAUAGAAAGGUGUGUACUACUCCCUCCACAGAACAGCACAAACUGGGUCUAAGCAUUUUACAAACAAGCAAGAGGUGAACCUACUGAGCUAAAGUUAAGCUUCCAUUUUUUGCCAUGAGUUAUUAGAACAAGAACAGCCAAUGUCACAAGUGUGAUUAUCAUGCCAUUAAGUUUUUAAUGGCAUGAUAAUCACGCCUCAUGCUUCACUCAGCUAAGUAAAUGAUCAGCUUCUUGAAUCUGUUCACAUCCUUUCAGCACAGGUCAGUCUUUUUACAUGAGAAACUUGCAUUUAAGUAACAUAGUGUGCCACUGCAGCAUAAGAGUGAUGAUUGAAAGUGGUCUUCUGUGGUCAUGAUACAAUCUUCCCCCAUAUAUAUUCAUGGGGAGCUGUUAAAGCAUGCUAGUCCACAGAAAGCUAAUGUUUAAAUGUUCAGUUAAGUGGAUGACUCUACAAUAAUACCAUUUAUUCUCUUGUUCUAUGAUCCAGCCAUUAAAACUGAUCAGAGUUGUGGUAAAAAAAUCAAUGAUUUUUUUUUUUUUUUGUUUUCGUCCCUUGAACAGAAAAAAUAUAGGCGUGAACUGAACCAUUGUUUCAUUCUGUUACACUAAGGAGACCUCUUAUUAAAAAUUAUGAAUAAUUCCAUUUAUCUUUGUUUUUAUAACAUCUCCUCACACCUUGUUAAGUGUUUUGCACAGAAAAACACUUAACAAGGACAUUUCAAAGUGACCCUCAAAAAUUCUGAGCGAUAGUUUACAUCCCAAAAAAAGCACUUUGUAAGAAAUCUAUAUUUGUUUUUAUAUACUUUAAGCAGCUUGUCGGUGGUUAUGAUGAAUACUAUUACCUAACUAUCUAAAGACACUGGAAUGCCAUCUGCAACAUUUAUUCCAUAUUACUGGACUUAAAGCAGAAAGUGUCUGAUCUCUUUUCUGUGUAUGAACAUGUACAGCUACAAAUGAAUUCUCCCAUGUGUCUAUAUGCUACAAGAGCAAGGCAAGUCCUAAAGUGUAACUUUCUGAGAUUGAUUAUGAAGUACAGUAGGGGUGGGCCUCGCCGCAACAUUUGAUCUCAGUUACUCAAGUAUGAGCAGAGUCAGUGUUUAGGGACACGUCCACCCCUGAAGCACAGCUCAGUGCCACUAAUGGCAGCCACGGCUCUGCUAUAUUACUUUAUCUGAAUAAAGUAAUAUAGGUCACUUUAUUUGAAUUGUACUCCUUUAUAUCACUUCAGUGCCUUCACCGUGUCAAUGUCUGUUAUUUUUUUAACUUUACAGAAUACAGGGUUAUAAUAUGUUUUAUAGAGUUGUUAUAUGUGCGCCUGUAAAUAUAGUUGUGAGUUACUCAGAUGUGGGUCAGACAGCGAGGGCCGGCAGGGCAGGAUUUUUCCACACGGGACAGCAUUAUCGGUGCCAUGUUGUUAAAGUACUGGAACAUUUCUGAACUCCAGUUUAACUGUCCAAACAUCCCUCCUGAGAUGAUCAGCUCAGUCCAUCAAUGACAAAUUUAGAGCACAGCUUAAAGUUUAUAAAAGCCUCACUCAAAUCAACAGAGGCAGACAUGUUUACUGUACACCACAGACGGUUAGUGUGGAAGAGGGGGUUGUAAAUAUACAUAUCAAUGCUACAGAAAAUCUAUUUGCUUAUCAUUAUAAAUAAAGUUUUCUUUUAGUCUUAA